CCGAUAGUGAGCUUAGUAUGUUAUGACAUCACUACAGCUCUGCCUCUUCUUCCUUUAAAAAUCAUCCCCUUAAGUUGCACACAGUUAGUCUUGAGUUUAUUUGCUUCAAGAUAUAACCUCCUGAAACACAACAGCCAUGGCCGAGUUAUACCUAGGAAAAUGGAAAUUAGAAGACGCUAACAAGGAAAUGUUUAAUGCAUAUCUGGAGGGCUUAGGUAAUAUCUGCAUGUAUUUUAAAUUUGUCUAUUUUAUCUGACAUAAAUUUGCUGAAAGUCACUGCAAGUUUACUGAAUCACACAUAGGUGUAUUUACUAAGCUGUGAAGAAUAGGCAAGGAUCUAGAAAUAUUGGUCCACAAACAGUCGAACUGCAAAGAGCUUAGAAUUUUUCCAAUUUUUCUCUAAAAUAAGCAAAUCUAUUUUCCACAAUACCUAGUUCAGUAAACGAACCUCUACAUUUUCUUGGUAGUUUUGCAUUUCAGGGUAAUUCAUUAUUUUUAUUUAAUGAAGUAAUGUAGCUUACCUAGUUUUUGUAUUCUCGUAACCCUAUAAUAAACAAAGCGAAACAGAACAUUAUAUUUUUAUGUUCCCUUAUCUUCCAAUUACUGAACAAUCAUUUCAUUUGGUGUUUUUUUGCUAAUUUGAGUGUAUUAUUUUACCCUUCAGUCAUACGCAUGCGAUUUAAGUAUGUUAAAUCAUCACUGCUUAAGGUGAGGUUUAGAAUAAGCAGUAUGUUAAAAAUGUUGAAUUAAAAAAAAAAUGAUAAAAUGAGAUGCAAUAUAAAAAAUGUUAAAUGAGCUAUUUUAAACUGUUCUGACUAUAUUCAAUGGUAAGAACCUAGAUUUCUGAAAAUAAUACUUGAAGUCUGUUCUAUGUUGUUUAAAAGGAUGAUGUGGCUUUUACAAAAGGUCAUCAUUCAUUAGGACGAAUAAUGUACUUUCAAAACUAUAAUCUAGCAGAUUAACGUUUCUGCUUUUUGUUAUCUUUUAAAAAACAAAAAACUAAAGAAACUCUAGGUAAAGGAAGUCUUUUGCAAUGUGUCUCUAAUUUGCCAAUUUCUGCAGUGAAAUAUUCCAGAAUACUAGAAUAUAUGUUGUGCUUCUGGUGACGACAGAUCUCUUUAGAUGUCAAGAUUACUAACUAAAGUGUGAAUUGUCAGUAAUUUAAAGUAAAUUUUACAUUUUUACUGUUUGACAGCUUUGGCUCAAAAUUUGUAAUUUUAAUUUGAAAUUCACUUAAAAUGUGUGAAUAACUUGUUUUAUACAGCUUGAAGAUUCUUACAUUUCUAAUGUUGCAUUGCUAACAUAUUUUGAACUUGCAGCGCGAAUGCUUUGAACUCUUUUGCAAGUUUCUGUCCCAAUGGACAGCGUAGCCAACUGCCUACACGUACCGCUCUCUUAGGAAUACUUACCUAAGGGGCUGCUUGGGUAAUUCUUUUUUUUUUUUAAUGUAAUUUUAGGGGGAAGAGGAUGACAUACUCCCUGGCACUUCAGUGCUUCUGGUCCCAGUGGGAAGCAAACUGACAUAUGAUGGUCCUUACGUAAAUGUCUACAGACACAGAUUAGAUUGAUAUAAAUGUGCCCAAAAUUCCUAACACUAUAGUGUCCCUCUACCCUUGUGCCCCUUCCCCCUGAGUAAAAACCCUUUCAGUCACUUAGCUGAUUCUGGCUGAUGUCCCUGGGUGCUGGAUCAGUCUCCUCUGUCGAUGGGGUGACCAAAUAUGCCACAGGCACAUUAUGCAUUCCCCAUGGGAAAGCAGUGAAUCAAUGCUUUUCAAUAAGGUUUGGCUUGAUGCUGGCUGUCCUUAUGCAAGGCGUGUGAAUGUCCAGCAUUGUUACACAGAGUCAAACUACAGGAAGCACCUCUAGUGGUUGUCUGGUACACAGCCACAAGAGGCAGUCUUAGCACUGCAAUAUAAACUUUGCAGAUUCCUAUAGCAGGGCUAAGGGGGGCAGGUACACUGUACACAGACCACUUCAAUGAGAUUAAGUGAACUGGGUGACUAUAGUGUCCCUUUAAUAAUAAAAAAUAAUUCAAACCUAUUAUUAGUACCUAACUAAGAUACCCAUUUAAUAUAGCUGGGCUAUCGGUUGACUUAACAGAUAAAUGUGCAUGCACUUACUGUCCACAUCAUUCGCACACUGCAUUGAAUAAAAACCUGUAUGCAUUGGCUCACUACAGACAUACAUUCAUACACUACACAAUCAGUAAUACCCAAUGCAAUGAUAGAACUAUAGUAUAGGACUGCAAAGGCAUGCACUGAAUGUUUUUAUAAUAGAAGUAGUGCUGCAAUAAGAACAAUAAAGGGGCCAUAGAUGAAUACUGCCACUUGGAAUAAAGGGUUUUAGUUUAAAAUGAUGUCAUGUGGUUUAUAUGGAUAUAUUGUGUAGUCCUGAAUCCCUUGAGAUGCAAGAUUUAUUGAACAUAAUGCAUAUGUCACGGUACCUGUUCCCAUGUAGUGUGAAAUGCAUCUACAUGUAGAUUUUAAGAUGAUAUAUAACAAGUUAAUACAUCAAUUCACUAAUACUAUAAUCACUUGUACAUUUAUAGCUCAUUGAUCCUGAAUAUUAUUAUUAUUAUGAUAUUUAUAGAGCGCCGUCAAAUUCCGCGGCGCUUUACAAUGGGUGGACGAACAGACAUGUAGUUGUAACCAGACAAGUUGGACACACAGGGACAGAGGGGUUGAGGGCCCUGCUCAAUGAGCUUACAUGCUAGAGGGAGUGGGGUAAAAUGACACAAAAAGGUAAGGAUAGUAUAAGACUAGUGACAGUUGCAGAAGAGGAAUCAGUCGUGAGCUAUUAACAGUUUAAUUGAUACGCUUUUAUGAAGAAGUGGGUUUUUUAUCGUAGUCUCUUUAUAUUUUCUUUAUGUCUCUUUGUAUAAAGAGAAAGAAAGAAAAACAAAAGUGUUAUCCCUGGACAAAUAGCUCGUUAGCUGACUGUUGCUGUAUCCAGGGCGCCUUCCCUGUCUUUAUUUCUCUUUUAUGUAUUAUCUGCUUUCUUAUGUAUUUAUUGUUAUAGUCUAUAUGUCUGUGGUAUCUUAUUGUAUCUCAAUGUCUCUAUCAUAGCAUCAGAGAGCUCGGAAUCAUGUAUGGUGAGAGCUAUAGAGGUACAUUUCAUUCAAAAACAAGGGCUUUAGUAUGUUUCAGGUGUCACUGUGACCUUAUAGACCUUAUCGGAUUUCCUUGUAUUUAUUUUUUUUGUAUUCUUUUUAUCCAUUUGAACUUUGUAAAAUAUAGGUCUUUAUUCAUCAGGCUUUUGUGUUUUCUGCAUUGUUAAAGUGGAAAUUUAUUAUAGGUUUGUGAAGUUGUUUUUUUAAAGCUUUACAUUUUUGUUGUUUUUUUUAAGUGCACACUAAUUGUAGUGGUUAGGGUACAGGAGUAGAGACUCCUUGUCAUCCCCCUAUUUUCGCCAAACUGAUUUCAAGUUACUCUCCUGCCAUCCAAAGCUUAGUCCUUCUGCGGCUGUUCACAUGAUGCAAGAGUUUAACAUUGCAUUAUCCAUCUAAAUCUGUCUAUCCUUGGCAGUGAUGGGCUCCAACUUAGAAUUUCCAUUCAAGGUUGGUCAGCUGUAAGUGGAUAACGUGGAAGUGAAUUUUUUUCAGCAGAGAGGUCAGUUUUAAGAUGUUAUUUUUUUGUAAAACCAUUUUCAAGCAUUUUUGGAAAUUGGGGGGGCUAGCAACCAAAGACUCCUUGCACCAUAACUAUUAGAAUAUGUCAAUGGACCUGAGUGUUUGUCCUCAUAUACUUUGUCAACAUCCUCCAGAACAUUUAAAACUAGUCCGAAGGGGCAAGUGUGGGCAAUUGCAGGAUCUCUUCAACUGAUUUUUAGGUCACUGUAUCAGCCUGGAAGGUUUUCCUAUAUUUUGCAUAUUAAGGGCAAAAAAGUGAAGUUACAUACUCCCCAUACAAAUGAUAGAGGGCUCAGCUGGUUGACCCCUUUAGGGUCCCCGAAGAUGUAAACCUCUGCAAAGUAUGUGCAGUUUCUGACUGACCACUUUCUUCCCUGGUACAGAAGGAAGAACUAUGCUUUCUGUAAUAAAAUCAUCUUCAUGCACGACAAUGUACCAUCUCAUGCUGCAAAGAAUACCUCUGCAUCAAUGGCUGCUAUGGGGAUAAAAGGAGAGAAAGUCAUGGUGUGGCCUCCAUCCUCCCCUGACCUCAAUCCUAUUGAGAACCUUUGGAGCAUCCUCAAGCAAAAGAUCUAUGAGGGUGGGAGGCAGUUUACAUCCAAACAGCAGCUCUGGGAGGCUCUUCUGACAUCUUGCAAACAAAUUCAAGCAGAAACUGUCCAAAAACCCACAGGUUCAAUGGAUGCAAGACUUGUGAAGCUGCUAUCAAAUAAGGGUCCUAUGUUAAAAUGUAACGUGACCUGUUAAAAUGUUUAAAAAGUUAAAAUGUUGUUAUAAGUUUGAUUGAAAUAGCUUUUGAUUUCAGUAAAUAUGCUGCAAACACAACAAAUGACAAUUUUCAGUUCUUUACAACCUAUAAAGUGUUUUGAAACUUACUGUGCGUAAUAAUUUAGAACAGUGCAUUGUAAGCUUUUUAUGUUUAAAAAAAAUUCUUUUAUCAUUAGGAGGUUUGUUCAAUAAAAUUUGAUUUGUAUUCUUAAUAGUUGAUAACAUGAGAAUUAUGCUGACUGUUAUUUACAUCAAUUAUUUAGGUAAAUGAGAAAAAUAUAAUUUGCAUAAUUUGGAACAGGGUGUAUAUAUACAUAUAUGUUUAUAUAUCUUGCAGGAGUCGGCUUUGUGACAAGGAAAGCAGCUUGUGCAGUGUCAGCUGAUGUCACCAUCAGUUUGGAAGGAGACAUUUGGACAAUUAAGACAUCGAGCACCUUCAAAACCUAUGAGAUCAAGUUUAAACUUGGAAUACAGUUUGAUGAAGAAACUGCAGAUGACAGAAAAGUUAAGGUAAGGUAUCAAGAUAAUGGGCAACAUCAAAACAUCAAGAUGGGCAUUUUUUACCCUCUUGUCCUAGAAUUUCAUUGUGCUAUAGGAUAUUCUACAUCAGCAGAAUUUUGUGCUUUGACUGUGAAAGAUUUUUAUUUAUUUAUUUUUAAACAAGUAAGCACACAUAGACUGAUAACAUUUGUUUGAUGAGACCCUGCAAGGAAAGCAUUAUUUAGUUCAUGGUUGGGGAGACACUACAGCACAACAGGAAUAUUAGGGUUUAUGUUUGGCUUAAAAAAUGAAGUUGUAUGACAAUGAGGCCCUAUGUUUUACAUUACGUUAAGAGGUUAAACCGUUUAGAAGCAGUUCAACCCUAAGGGCCAUAUGGUGCAUGUCCUCAAGGUUCCCUAUUCCUCCUACCCCAUUCACAACUUCAAUGGCUAGCAGCCAGCAAGCAAAUUGUUAAAAACCCUUGGGCAUGCGUUAAUUAUGCAAGAGUUAAUUAUGUGGCAGCUGACCAACACAUGCUACCCAGCUGCCACAUUAAGUAAAAAAAAAAAGAAAAAAAGAUAUUGAUAAAAAAUAUCCCAUGGGAUCAUUAAGACCCCUGUAUUACUAUCUGGCAGGUGGGGGGCAUAUGCACUAAAAAUUAAAACUAACAUUGUUACAUUUAAAGGAGGGAACCUAAUUACCCCUCCCAUUUCCCCAACCCAUGUCAGCGGAUGGGGGUCCAAAUAUUUAAAAUAAUGGAGGGGACCUGUUGUCCCCUUCCCAAGCGAUGGAUGGGGCCCAUAAUAUUUAUAAUGGGGGGGGACACCCUAGUUUCCCCUCCCCAUGCCACGCAGGGCAGUGGGCGGGGCCCUAAUACCUAUAGGGGGGGAAGACCUAUUGUCCCCUCACAUGGACCCCACACAUGCUGGUGGUUGCAGGUCCUAAUAUUUAUAAUAGGAUUAAAGUGCCCCUUCCCUGAUCUCCCAUUCCGGAGGGUGGUGGUCCCAAUAUUAUCAUUAAUGAUCGGGUCCUAAUAUUAACUAUUUAUAGUUUACGUGCCAGUUAGAGAGAGAUCAAUUACAAUCUCUAAGGGUAACCAACGUUAGCACAACACCUGCACACGUAAUAUCCUUAUUAUAUAACUAAGAAACAAUGUAUCACUUGUUCUCUGGACAAUGGUUACUUAGAGACACCUAACAUACAAACUGAGAGUAAAGGUGGCGGUGUAGGUUUCCUGCUUUCACCCCACUGCUCCUUUAAAACUCUGCCCAUCCCCCCUUCCCUCUCCUUUCCAUCAUUUGAAAUUCAUUCAAUUCGCCUUUUCAAACCCUUCUCUGCUUACAUUGCCAUUGUUUAUUGUCCCCCUGGAUCCCCCUUCCUAUUCCUUGACCACUUUGCUGCCUGGCAACUCUACUUCCUCUCUUCUAAUAUUCCAUCCCUAAUUCUUGGGGACUUCAAUAUUCUCAUUAACCCAUCUUUGACCUCAGCAGCCUCUAAACUACUUUCAAUUACUUCCUCCCUCAGGUUAUCGUAGUGGCUAAUUCUCCUACCCAUGUAGCUGGCAAUACCCUCAACCUCAUUUUCUCUAAUGCAUGUACAGUAUCUAAUAUCUGCAACACUCCAUUUCCUCUCUCUGAUCACCACCUCUUAUUGUUUGCUCUCCAGUACCCCCUCACCCAACAAACUCAGCCCAACCCCCUCAACUCAGGAGAAACCUUAAUUCUAUUGACCUCCAGCAGCUGUCAGCUGAUAUUGAUUCACAACUGCUAUCCAUCCCUUCCCUCUCCUGUCCCUCACUGGCCAUCUCCACAUAUAACUCCCUCACCUCUGCCUUGAACGCUGCAGCCCCGCUCCAAACAUGCACCUCGAGGAGGACGCGCCCCCAACCGUGGCAUACUAAAUCAACACGCUAUCUGCAAAGUUGCUCCUAUUGUGCUGAACGCUCCUGGAGGAAGUCUUGCACCCAUUCAGACUUUCUCCAUUAUAGUUUCAUAUUGUGUUCAUACAGCACAGCCCUUUCCCUCGCCAAACAGUCCUACUUUUCCUCUCUCAUUAGUUCAUGCUACCGCAAUCCCAGGCAUCUCUUUGACACCUUUAACUCUCUUCUUCACCCUGUUUUCACUACCCCCCAAACUAACUUUACAGCCGAUAGCUUUGCAUGCUACUUUACCGACAAGAUGGAACAGCUAAGGAAAGAAUUCCCCCCACCUUGCCAUUUUCUUUCUCAACUACACGUAGAUCAUGCCUUUUCUACCCUUCAGACUUUCUCCCCGGCUACUGAACAAGAGGUGGCUGCGCUUCUCCUUUCCUCUCACCCCACCACUUGCUCGCUCGAUCCCGUCCCAUGUCACCUCAUCAGAUCUCUCUCUCCCCUUGUCUUGUGCCUUCCUUAACACACAUCUUCAACUGCUCUCUCUCUUCUGGCAUUGUCCAUGCAGAUCGUAAACAUGCCACUGUAGUACCUAUCCUGAAAAAAACAUCUCUUGACCCGUCCUCUCCCUCUAACUGUCGUCCAAUAUCCCUGCUCCCUUUUUCCUUGAAGCUUCUGGAAAGACUUGUCUUUGCUUGUGUAUCUCACUUUCUCAAUUCCAACUUUCUCCUUGACCCUCUUCAGUCUGACUUCCGCCCUCUCCAUUCUACUGAGACUGCUCUUAUCAAAGUUACUAACGACCUAAUUGCAGUUAAAUCCAAAGGCCACUACUUCAUACUAAUUCUUCUUGACCUCUCUACUACCUUUGACACAGUUGAUCAUGCUCUCCUUCUUCAAACUCUUCAAUCGCUCGGUCUCUGUGACUCUGUCCUCUUGUGGUUUUCCUUGUAUCUCUCCCAAUGCUCAGUCAGUAUCUCCUUUUCUAAUGAUACCUCCUCCCCUUCUCCUGUCUCGGUUGGAGUCCCCAAAGGCUCUGUCCUUGGCCCCCUUCUAUUUUCUCUUUACACUGCCUCUCUUGGCAAACUUAUUGCCUGUUUUGGAUUCCACUACCACCUGUACGCUGAUGACACCCAGAUAAAUCUCUUCUCCCCAGAACUUUCCCCUGCCAUCCUGCAAUGUUUCACUGCUUGCCUUUCUUCCAUCUCUGACUGGAUGUCCUCACGCUUUCUAAAACUCAAUCUCUCUAAAACUGAGCUCCUUGUUUUUCCUCCUCCUAAUACUGAUCCUCCUCUCUCGCUCUACCUUCAAGUCAGUGGUAUCGACAUAAGUCCAUCAUUGCAAGUGCGCUGUCUUGGCGUCAUAUUUGACUCUGGUCUCACCUUUGAGCCUCACAUCCAGUAUGUUGCCAAAUCCUGUAGAUUCCAACAUAAAAACAUAGCCUGCAUCCACCUGUUUCUUACAAAAGAUGCUACCAAGGAGCUUGUCCAUGCUCUAGUAAUUUCCCGCAUGGAUUAAUGUAACCCUCUCCUAAUUGGUCUUCCCAAAAGCUGUAUUGCCCCGCUACAGUCUGUAAUGAAUGCCGCCGCCAGACUGAUUUUCCUCUCUAGUCAGUACUCUCACACCUCACCCCUCUGUCAGUCCUUACAUUGGCUUCCGGUAUCCUAUAGGAGUCAAUUCAAAGUGCUAACCCAUACAUAUUAAAGCACUGAAUAGUUCUAGCCCCUCUUAUAUCUCUUCACAGAUCCAUAAGUAUGCCCCUUCUCGGUCACUCUACGCUCUGCCCGUGAUCUUCUCCUGUCCGCUGCUCGCACCCGUGCAGCCAACUUACGCUUGCUGCACUUCUCGCGGGCGGCUCCCUUCCUUUGGAAUAGCCAGCCAACCUCCAUCAGACUCCCCUAGUCUUCAAUCAUUUAAGAAGUGCCGUAAAACCCAUCUCUUUUGGAAAGCUUAUGGCCUCCCAGAGUAACCUCUACCUUACAUACCUGUCGCUUGCUCUCUCCUAAAGGGCAGCACUCUACUCUCUCCUCCAGCUCUGCUUCACUCCCACCUUAUUUGAUUGGUAUUUCUGUCCUAAUGUGUUUUAUACCCCACCUCCUAUAGACUGUAAGCUCGUUUGAGCAGGGUCCUCUUCAACCUAUGGUUCUUGUUAGUUUUCUUGUAAUUGUCCUAUUUAUAGUUAAAUACCCCUCUCAUAUUAUUGUAAAGUGAUACGGAAACUGUUGGCGCUAUAUAAAUGAUGAUGAUGAUGAUGAUAAUAAUAAUAAUAAUAAUAAUAUGUAAUAGUUUUAAUUUUAAGUACUCGAAUCUUGCCUGAACUCUGUGGCUCCUAUAAAAACUAUGCAUUUCCCAAAGGGAUAUCCAGAUUUUACACUUCUUUACAUUGCUUUGCCUUGUAUAUAUUAUUAUAUGCAUGCUGAUGAACCUAUAAUUGCAGAAUGUUAGAAAAUGGGCUGCAUUGCCUCGAUUUUGCCAAAGCUUUUCCAAUGGUACAUGCAGAAUAUUACUUUUGUUGUCAUCCAUUUUGUCCAUCUUUGUUUUUCUCCCCACGCAUUUCAUGUUGUAGGAUGUAUCCUGACAUAUUUCUCACGUAUUGCUCCUUUUCUAUUGUUUAUUACAAAAUUAUCGGGAUUUUUAAUGUACAAACUGCUGCCCCCAUAAAAGGCUGUAUAGUCAAACAUUUCCAGAAAAUAUAUAUUUUUGCUUAUUGGUGGCGUUACUGACAAAUGGCAGUCUUACUCCUAUCAAACAAAUACAUACAUAAAUGAUUAUAAUCAUAAUAUUGUUGAUCGAAUUAUAUCACUAAUCACUGCCUCUUUUUCAUUUGACCUCAGACCACUGUGACACUAGACAAAGGAGUACUGAUCCAAGAACAAAAAUGGGAUGGCAAAACAACUACAAUCAAACGGGAGGUGAUAGAUGGAAAAUUAAUAGUGGUAUGUCUACUGACCAACCUGUGUUAAAGAAAUAAAAUGGUUUCUAGUGCAUAAUGUCCAACAUUCUAAAGUCUGAAUUUACGCUCAAGUAGAGAGUAAACGCAUUUAGUGAUAUGGUCUUGCUGUGCUUUCUGGACUAGUCUUUGGUGUUUCCAGAUGUGGGACACCAGAAAACCAACCCAUAAGUUGGAACAUGGUUCUACAAAUUAGACUGACCUACUGAGUUUGGAACAAUCAUAAUUUAGAGAAAAGAGUUUGCUACAUCACUUUUCCCAUUUUCCAAUCUCAAUCUGUAACAAGUUCUUAUGGAAUUAUACAAUACUGUAUAAUGCAGUGUUACAUGUCUUUAAAGAGCAAGUGAGAUAUUAAAGGGACACUAUAGUCACCAGAACAACUACAGCUUAUUGAAUUUGUUUUGGUGAGUAGAAUCACUACCUUCAGGCUUUUUGCUGUAAACACUGUAUUUUCAGAGAAAAUGCAGUGUUUACAUUACAGCCUAGUGAUAACUCCCCUGGCCACUCCUCAGAUAGCUGUUAGAGAUCCUUCCUGGGUCAUGACUGCCUAAAAUGCAUCCAAACAUUCAGUGUCUCCUCCCACUGCAUGCAGACACUGAACUUUCCUCAUAGAGAUUUAUUGAUUCAAAUCAUCUCUAUGAGGAGAUGCUGAUUGGCCAGGGCUGUGUUUGAAUCAUGCUGGCUCUGCCCCUGAUCUGCCUCCUUGUCAGUCUCAACCAAUUAUAAGGGGAAGCACUGUGAUUGGAUUAGGCUAGCACAUGUCAGCAGACUGCUUGUUUUUCUGAGUCUAACAGUAUACAUAGUUACAGCUUCAGGUUUGAAUACAGUAAGAUUUUUACUAUAGUUAUGGAGGCAUGAGGGGCCCAGGGGGGCUAGAUGGUGGUGUUAACACUAUAGGGUCAGGAAUACAUGUUUGUGUUCUUGACCCUAUAGUGAUCCUUUAAGAUCUACGGGAGCAGGCGACAACACAAUACAUUUUUUUUUAAGUGUGAAAAUAAAAAUAGUAUCAUUCGAUCUUAUUUUUCUAAUUUGUAAUUUAACCUACAAAAGUCAACGUAGAGAAUUAGAUUUUUCUACACUAGCUAUUUGCAUGAAUAAUAUUAAUUGAUUAAUAUUAAUUUGUGUCUAUGCUUGAUGAGAGAUGGAGCAGCCCAGCAAUUAAUGGGUCUACCAUUUGGCCUUCCCUGAACAAAAAAAAUGCAAUUAUUUAUUUCACUAUUUUCAUUAAAAACAAAAUAGAGUAAAAGAAAAUCUAAUUAAAAGGAACACUCCAGUCCCUCAAAGCACUGCAGCAUUUUUAUAUAUGUUUAGUAAUACUUCACAGCUUUCAGACAGCUGUAGUGACAGUUUGGUUUUUUUCUACAGAUUUUUAUUUAUUUAUUUAUUUAUUUAUUAAUUGCUAUUAAAGUAAACCACAGUGUAAUUUUAUUUAUUUAACUGAAAACUUUUUUUUUUUCUUUUUGCAGACAUGUAUCAUAGGUGAUGUGGUAUGUGUUCGGACAUACAAGAGAUGAAUCCUGCAUCCUUGGCAUCGUCGCAAAUAUAAAUGAAAAAAAAAAAAAUAAGCUCAGUUCAAUGAGCAUCAGAUACAUUGUUUGAUUGGUUUCUGAUAUUCAAAGAAAUAUUAAAGCUUUUUUUGCCUUA
Molecule: messenger RNA, 11337 nt
Organism: Pelobates cultripes (western spadefoot toad)
Lineage: Eukaryota; Metazoa; Chordata; Amphibia; Anura; Pelobatidae
Source: the annotation of a GenBank genome assembly